AACAAUGUUUUGGUCUCUUCGGUAAAUCUAACACAGUCAGAUGUUUCGCUUAAUGAUUUUCCUGUAUUCGAUCAACAAUUUUCACAAUUCGAUAAUCCCGCUCUAAUGGAUGCCUCUUCCACUUUAUUGGAUAGUAAUUUGAUAGCUGCUGAUACAUCCCAAGAAUUGGGCUUUUUACCGUCACAAAAUCUAUUUACAUUUGAGACUGCCGAAUCACCCACUACGGGUACACUGCCAUUAGUUGAGACUGAAACGACGUCCAUGAUGAAUGAUAUAAUGCCGGUGAAGCCGGAAGAGGUUGGAGGAGCAGUAGGUGGCGGCGUUGGGGAUACAAUUAUAAAACAAGAUCUCGAAGAUAUGUUACAGCGCAGUAUUAUACCAACUAACACCAAAUUAACACAGCAAAGAGUAGUAACAACUGAAGAAGGAGGAGGUGUGGGUGGAGAGGAACAGAAGUCGAACUCUACUGCGGUAACCAAUAAAAUGGAAUCACAGGAAAAGAAAAAAGAAACAGGAAAUCAAUAUAUUAAUAAUAAUUAUACCAUAAGGGGAAAGAAUGAUUAUCAAAAUACUACUAUAACCUUCAUAAAUCGCGAGGACACCAACUCCGACAUGGAAUGUGAUGACUCUGAUCUGAAUGCCCGUUUAAAGGGUUUAUCUUAUGCUUGCCAUUAUUGCUUCUGUCCCGAAACAGGACCCAUCGAACAUCUCGUCUUCCCCAAUGAAGAUGCUCUAUCACAGCAUUUUUUCGACAUACACGAUCCUAAUCGCCCAUACACUUGCCCCAAAUGUCCACAAUCCUAUAAGACUCAUUUGUUACGUGACAAUCACGUUCGCCUAAUACACAAAAUCACUGAAAUACAAACAUGUAAUUAUUGCCAGAAACGUUUGAAGGGCUCUACAGAUGUACAUCAAUAUAAUUGCCAGUAUGUGGGUGACUGGGAGUGUCAAAAUUGUAAGGAGAAAUUCCCUCAAACACCGCUCUAUCGUUUUCGUUUACAUCAGCGUCAACACGAACGCAUUAAACAAUUCAAGUGUCGUUUGUGUGAACGUACAUUUAUGAGAAAAGCCAACUUGGAGGCUCAUCAAAGGAUGCACAAGGCGGAAGUGCAGUCAACAUACUCUUGCAAUAUUUGCAAAGCUAAUUUUGUCGAUGACUAUGAGCUAAAACGUCAUAAGUAUCAACAGCACAAUGCUGAGGCCCCUCUCAAGUGUAAAUUUUGCCAUAAAGGUUUUUCUUCCAUUGUAUUUUUACAACGCCAUAUGAAUCAAUAUCAUCCAGACAAUGCAAAAAAUCACCACAAUAACAACAACAAUAAUAAUAAUAAUGCCUGCUCAUCUACUGCUUCGUCUUCAACAUCAUCAUCUGCCUUGAAUUCACCUACAGAGCUACAACAUACAUGUUUGAAUUGUAAUAUGAAUUUUAAAACUUUACAAAAAUUACAAAAUCAUUUACUAUUGGGUCGUGAUAAGAAUGGCAAUUGUUUGUAUACUGCAUGUAAUAAACAGGAGCGUCGUAAACUUCAGCGUCAGGGUGUUUAUCCUUGCUUCCAUUGUCCGCGUCGUUUUCAUUUGAGAUCACAAUUGGAUAAACAUUUGAAUACACAUGAUGCUCGUUUGCGGCCCUUUCAAUGUGAACAAUGUGUUACUCGCUGUCGUACGAGCUGUGAAUUGAAACAACAUGUAAAUGUGGCCCAUUUGAAUAUUAAAGCAUUUUCUUGCGAUAAAUGUGGUAAAUGUUUUGGCUAUAAGAAAGAUCUAAGGGAUCAUAUGCUUUUUCAUGCAGUACGCUAG
Messenger RNA from Lucilia cuprina (Australian sheep blowfly), 1794 nucleotides. RefSeq names its product zinc finger protein 431-like. The annotation marks the transcript as partial. NCBI's taxonomy places the organism in Eukaryota, Metazoa, Arthropoda, Insecta, Diptera, Calliphoridae. The transcript is spliced from 5 exons. The record is from RefSeq and is a predicted model, not a curated record.